UUCUUUUUUGUUGUUUUUCAUGGAUUUCUUAAACGACAACCUACAUUUCAUAAAUAAAAUAUACAUCUUCGUGUGAUCUUGUUUCCAAUACAAGAAAUAAACGGAAGAGGCUUCAUUUUCCCUCUUUCUUUCUUCCUUUUUUUUUCGUUGUGUAUAUAUAUAUAUGUGCGUGCGUGUGCUUGUGUGUUUGUGUUUGCUUUGAAUAAAAGAGGUGAUUUCAAGAAGACAAAAUAAAAAAAAUGUUGAGAAUCAAUAUUUUGGGAUUGAUAGUCUUGUUCUUAUUUUCUCUAUCUUCCGUUAGGGCCGCUGUUACAUACGAUGACAAAGCGAUCAUUAUUAAUGGGAACCGAAGGAUUCUCAUUUCAGGUUCCAUUCACUAUCCCAGAAGCACUCCUGAGAUGUGGCCUGAUAUUAUACAGACGGCUAAAAAUGGAGGCUUAGAUGUUAUACAAACUUACGUGUUUUGGGAUGGGCACGAGCCUUCUCCUGGAACUUAUAAUUUUGAGGGGCGGUUCGAUAUUAUCAAGUUCAUCAAACUGGUACAGCAGGCUGGCCUUUAUGUUAAUCUUCGCAUUGGGCCCUACGCUUGUGCAGAGUGGAAUUUCGGGGGAUUCCCAGUUUGGCUAAAGUAUGUACCGGGAAUAGAAUUCAGAACAGACAAUCAGCCUUUCAAGGCGGCCAUGCAAGGAUUCGUUGAAAAAAUCGUCAGCAUGAUGAAGUCGGAAAAUUUGUUCGAGCCUCAGGGAGGACCCAUAAUUAUGUCACAGAUAGAAAACGAAUAUGGUCCAAUCGAGUGGGAAAUUGGUGCACCGGGCAAAGCUUAUUCAGCUUGGGCAGCAAAAAUGGCUGUUGGACUUGAUAUUGGUGUUCCAUGGAUCAUGUGUAAACAAGAAACUGCUCCCGAUCCCAUGAUAGAUACAUGCAAUGGUUUCUAUUGUGAAGGCUUCACCCCUAACAAGCCUUAUAAACCGAAAAUGUGGACUGAAGUCUGGAGUGGCUGGUAUACACAGUUUGGUGGCGCUAUUCCUUACAGGCCUGCCGAAGAUUUAGCUUUCUCAGUAGCUAGGUUCGUCCAAAAUAACGGUUCAUUCUUCAAUUAUUACAUGUACCAUGGAGGAACCAACUUUGGUCGAACAUCUGGUCGAUUCAUUGCCACCAGCUACAAUUUUGAUGCUCCGUUAGAUGAAUAUGGACUUCCAAAUGAGCCAAAAUGGUCCCACUUGACAAAUUUACACAAAGCGAUUAAGCAAUGUGAACCAGCUUUAGUUUCUUCGUAUCCGAUAGUCACAUGGCCCGGUAAUAAUCAAGAGGUGCAUGUCUUUAAAUCACAAUCGGGCGCUUGUGCAGCAUUUCUUUCGAAUUACGAUCCCACAUUUGCAGCAAAAUUGACCUUUCAGAAUAUGGAAUAUGAUUUGCCUCCCUGGUCGAUCUCCAUUUUGCCCGAUUGCAAAACCGAAGUCUACAACACUGCCAAAAUUAGCUUUAAGGGAUCAAAGGCUAAGAUGACAACUGUUAGCAGUGGAUUUUCUUGGCAGUCGUAUACCGAAAAUACCCCUUCUGCUGACGACAAAGACACACUUGCAAUGCAAAAUUUAUGGGAGCAAGUAAAUGUUACCAGAGACUCCUCCGAUUACUUAUGGUAUCUCACUCAAGUUGAAAUUGCGUCUGAUGAGGGAUUUCUAAAGAGUGGAGAAUGGCCUCUUCUCACAGCUAUGUCUGCAGGACAUGUCUUGCAUGUCUUUAUCAACGGCCGCUUAUCAGGAACCGUAUACGGCAGCCUGGAUAAUCCAAAACUGACGUAUAAUGGCAAAGUGAAUUUAAGAGCCGGCAUUAACAAAAUCUCGUUACUUAGUGUUGCUGUGGGACUACCAAAUGUAGGCUUGCACUACGAAACAUGGAAUGCCGGAGUUCUUGGUCCCGUCACUUUAAGCGGUCUCAACGAGGGUACAGCAGAUUUAACCAAGCAAACCUGGACUUACAAAGUUGGCACGAAAGGCGAAUCGCUCAAACUCGAUAGUAUCGCAGGAAGUUCUUCAGUUCAAUGGGUCGAAGGGUCCCUCUUAGCUAAGAAAACACCUCUAACAUGGUACAAGACAAGGUUUGAUGCACCGACGGGGAACGAUUCGUUGGGUAUAGAUAUGUUGGGUAUGACAAAAGGUGAAAUAUGGAUAAACGGGGAAAGCAUAGGAAGACAUUGGCCUGGAUAUACAGUUAAAGGCAAAUGCAACGACGACUGUAAUUAUGCCGGAACUUUCACCGAAACUAAAUGCUUAACUGGUUGUGGCCAGCCUUCUCAGAGAUGGUAUCACGUGCCUCGUUCGUGGCUGAAAGAGAGUGGGAAUAUGCUUGUAGUGUUUGAAGAAUGGGGUGGUGACCCCAGUGGAAUAUCCCUUGUUAAGAGAACAGCAUAAACAUGAUAUGCAGAAUUAAACAUCCAUUUUAAUAAACCAGACAUAUAAUAGAGUUCUUCCUUAGA
Erythranthe guttata (spotted monkey flower) is the source of this 2476-nucleotide messenger RNA. RefSeq names its product beta-galactosidase. NCBI's taxonomy places the organism in Eukaryota, Viridiplantae, Streptophyta, Magnoliopsida, Lamiales, Phrymaceae. Gene Ontology annotation, biological process: carbohydrate metabolic process. The record is from RefSeq and is a predicted model, not a curated record. Gene Ontology annotation, molecular function: hydrolase activity, hydrolyzing O-glycosyl compounds.